Molecule: messenger RNA, 1014 nt
Organism: Trypanosoma conorhini
Lineage: Eukaryota; Euglenozoa; Kinetoplastea; Trypanosomatida; Trypanosomatidae
Product: putative tRNA methyltransferase complex subunit
Exons: 1
Coding region: 1-1014 (337 amino acids)
Biological process (GO): tRNA methylation
Cellular component (GO): tRNA (m1A) methyltransferase complex; nucleus
Source: RefSeq, a predicted model, not a curated record
AUGCUGGCGGCGCGGGGGGCUGUUGCGGGGGAGGGCGACACCGUCCUCCUCCUCCGCGGCCACCUCAACCUCACGCCGCUCGUGCUUCGGCGCGGGGCGCUGCUUCACUGCAAGGAAGGGAAGUUCCGCCACGACGACAUCAUCGGCCGGCCGCUUGGCACGCGGGUCGUGGGGCAGAGCAACAUCAAGGACGACACCGCCAGGCCGCCCAGCCUGCUUGUCCUGCAAAAUAGCGCGGACCUGUGGACGCAGGCGGUACCGCACCGCACGCAGAUCAUCUACGACACGGACAUUGCCGUUAUUAUCUUUAACCUGCGGCUGGGCCCGGGCUGCCGCGUUGCCGAGGCGGGCACCGGGAGCGGCUCGCUGACGCACUCCUUCGCCAAAACCGUCGCCCCGCACGGCACCGUCUACACCUUUGACUUCCACAAGGGCCGUUGCCUGGAGGCACGGCAGGAGUUUCGCCGCAACGGCCUGCCGGCCUCCCUCGUGACGUGCAACUGGCGUGACGUCUGCAGCACCUCGUGCGAGAGCGGUGUUGUUGCCGGCGUGGAGGAUGAGGAGAUUGGCGCGGCCGUCGAUCCCAAGCGCGGCUUUGGCCUCCCUCGACACCACGUGGACGCCGUCUUUUUGGAUGUUCCGGCGCCGUGGCUCGCGAUCGAGAACGUGCUGCAGGUGCUGCGACCAGGUGGCAUGCUCUGCACCUUCUCCCCCUGCAUCGAGCAGUCGCAGCGCACGGCGCAGCGGCUGCGGGAGGAGCCGUUUGAGUUUCUUGACAUCCGCACCGUGGAGGCGCUGACAAAGUACUUCAAGCCCUCCUUCAAGCGCGGCCGCGAGGAGGAUGGACGGCCGUCCCGCCCCAAGUUGCGCCCCGCGCUGGUGUCCAAGGGCCACAGCGCCUAUCUCACUUUUGCGCGGCGGCGCCUCGAGCGUCUCCCCGGGCUCGACGCCGAGGACGAAGAGAGAAACGACGGCAGCCCCCCAAGCGGCGAGGAGGAAAACACAGCGAGCUGA